CCCAAUCCCCUCUUUCAUCUCCCCCUUUCCAAUUUUCCCCCUUUUCCCCAAAAUCCCCAAAUUCCCGCCGCCCUCGCCGGAAAAAAUGUCGAGCUACGGCACAAUCCCGACCUCCUCCUCCCCGGCGGCGACCUCCGUCAGCCUCGAGUACAUCUCCCGCGCCAAGGACCGCAUCAAGGAGGGCCUCGGCGCGCGCCGCCCCUGGGCCGAGCUGGCCGACGUCCACAGCCUCGACCUGCCGCGCUCCCUCCGCGAGUCGUUGGCGCGCGUGCGCACGAAUCUCGCCUACUUCAGCGUGAACUACGCCAUCGUCGCGCUCGCGAUCGUGUUCCUCAGCCUCCUCUGGCACCCGAUCUCGCUCAUCGUCUUCCUCGCGAUGCUCGCGGUGUGGCUCUUCCUCUACUUCCUCCGCGACGAGCCGCUCGUGGUCUUCGGCCGGAUGUUCAGCGACAAGGUGGUCCUGAUCGUGCUCGGAGUGCUCACGAUCUUCGUCCUGCUCUUCACCGGCGCGACGACGGAGAUCCUGAGCGCGCUGCUCGUCGCGGCGGUGGUGGUGCUGAUCCACGCCGUCGUGAGGAGGACCGACAAUUUGAGCCCCGACGAGGAGUCCGCCGGGCUGCUGAGGUCAGCGAGUCCUCCUUCCUCCUGAUUUUUUUUUUCGAUUUCGGUUGUUUAUCCUCUUCAAUUCCACUGUUUCUGGUAAAUUUCUGGUGAAUUUGUGGUGAAUUUUCAGAAAUCAAUUGAUUUGAUCGUGAUUAUCAGUUGUUGACUUGUUGAAUUUUUUUGUGAUUUUGUUCAAUGUAUGCGUGAGAUGUAUUUAUUCAACAAAUCUCUGAAUUUAUUUGCCAAAAUCUAAUUAUGUUUGAAGUUUGAAGUUUGAAUCA
Salvia hispanica is the source of this 884-nucleotide messenger RNA. The record is from RefSeq and is a predicted model, not a curated record. Lineage: Eukaryota; Viridiplantae; Streptophyta; Magnoliopsida; Lamiales; Lamiaceae.